Chionomys nivalis (European snow vole) is the source of this 1257-nucleotide messenger RNA. It is a transcript of the gene Wdr54, whose product is annotated as WD repeat domain 54. Gene Ontology annotation, molecular function: protein binding. The record is from RefSeq and is a predicted model, not a curated record. Gene Ontology annotation, biological process: cilium assembly; sperm axoneme assembly; cilium-dependent cell motility. The coding region runs from base 133 to 1209 and encodes 358 amino acids. NCBI's taxonomy places the organism in Eukaryota, Metazoa, Chordata, Mammalia, Rodentia, Cricetidae. The transcript has 10 exons.
GUCAGUGCGUCGUCUCUAUGGUGGCGGCGGAUUCGGAGGGACCUGAAGAUCGCCCGUCAGGCAAGACAGACUUGGGGGUGAAGGUGGAGGGGGUUGCAGGUGUGACCUCUGACCUUGGCGUGGAUUUGCAGGAUGUACCUCCGCGAGCGCUCCAUCCCACUUCGCGGCUCUGCCGCCGCCCUGUCUAACAACCUCAGUGUGCUGCAGCUUCCAGCCCGUGAUCUCACGCAUUUUGGAGUGGUUCAUGGACCUAGCGCCCAGAUUCUCAGCGCUGCCUCUGAGGGUGUGCCCUUGGCCCAGCGCCAGCUCCAAGUCAAAGUGGGCGUUGGAGUGAGCCCCCCACUUAUCACUCAGGUCCACUGGUGCGUCCUCCCUUUCAGAGUAUUGCUGGUUCUCACCUCACAUCGAAGGAUACAGAUGUACGAGUCUGAUGGCUCCGUCAUGGUCUAUUGGCAUGCCUUGGAUUCAGGAGACGCGUCUUCAGCACAGGCCAUGUUUGCCCGAGGAAUCGCUGCCAGCGUUCACUUCAUCUGUGUGGGAACAUGGUCCGGCCGGGUACUGGUGUUUGACAUCCCUGCUAAGGGUCCCAACAUUGUACUUAACGAGGAGCUGGUGGGGCACCAGACAGCAAUCACAGACAUCGCCACUGAGCGUGCGCAGGGGCAGAAGCAAAGAGGCAGGCAUGGCUUCCCUUCCCCUCUUGCCCUGGACCCUGGGCCACACAGACUUUCUCCUCAGGAUGGUGUUGCUGACAUGGUGACAGCUGAUGACUCAGGUGUUCUCUGUGUCUGGAGGUCAGGAACUGUGUUCACAUUACUGACCCGAAUACCAGGAUUCGGGGUCCCGUGCCCCUCUGUGCAGCUGUGGCAGGGGAUUGUAGCCGCAGGGUAUGGCGAUGGGCAAGUGCGUCUGUAUGAUGCCACUACUGGAGCGCUCCACGUCCAGAUCAGUGCCCAUGCCCGGACCGUCACUGCCCUGGACCUAGCUCCAGAAGUGGGCAAGCUACUCUCUGCAGCUGAGGACACCUUUGUGCACAUCUGGAAGCUGAGCAGGAACGCAGAGAGCGGCUCCAUUGAGGUUGAACACUGCCACGGGGAAUGCAUUGCUGAUACCCAGGUGUGUGGGGCUCGGUUCUGUGACCCAUCAGGCAGCUCCUUUGCGGUGACAGGUUACGAGCUUGCUGAGAUCCUGAAGUUCAGCAGUGUCUGACAGAGGAGCAACCUUCCCUCCUCCCUUGGUAUUUAUAAAGUAUCCCUC